AUGACUAGCCGUAUUCCAGUUACGAUUAUUACAGGCUUUUUGGGCGCUGGAAAGACAACACUCUUGAAUCAGAUCCUAGAUGAAAACCAUCAAGCAUCUGACAACAACAGCUUACGCAUUGCCGUCAUUGAAAAUGAAUUUGCUGCAGCAUUUGGUAUUGAAAAUGAAAUACUGCACCAAGACAAGAUCGAAGACGUGCAAAGCCUGUAUGAAUUCGGAAUGGGUUGUGUAUGCUGUUCCUCAAGUGGCGAAUUGAUCAAUGCUCUGGUGGAGAUUGCUUUGCGAAAUGAACACGAGCCUAAAGAGAAACGUAUACAGCAUGUAAUCCUAGAGACCACUGGUUUGGCGGAUCCAACGCCAAUUGUUCAACAGAUAGCUCGAGGCGCGAAUAAAAGAGGAACCGAUGAGAUUGUCCAAAACUACUACAUCAAUGGCAUCGUAACACUAUUAGACAGCAAGCACUUUUAUCAAAAUCUAGCAUCACUCUCUGCUUCAUCAUCCACUUACAAGAACGAAUUACUGGCUCAAAUCUUGACAACUGACUCUAUCAUACUGAACAAGACGGAUCUACUAACAAACAAAGAAGAGGAUGUCAAUAGCAUCACUCAAUUCAUUCGCCAAUAUAACCCAACAGCAAAAAUAUUCACCACUUCAUUCGCCAAAGUCCCCAUUGCAAACGCCAUAUUUGAUCUAAGGCCCGAAAGAAGCACCCAGGAGACAGUAGACAUGAUACAAUCCAAAGCAAACGAUGAAGCACAAAAGAAACACGAUCCUUCCAUCGAGCAAACCAUGUUAUUAGCGCCUGGAUUUGUGGAUCUGGCGGGUGUACAGGAUUUCAUCAAGAAAACAACAGCAAAAGGAGGCAUUUACCGAGUGAAGGGUGUAUUGGCAUUGAAACAGAAUCCUAAUAUCAAAUUUGUUGUACAAGGUGUCAACAAUGAUCAAUUGAGCAUCACAGAACAUGGCCCAUGGCUCCCCGAAGAAGUGCAAGAAAGCAGAAUCACGUUGAUCGGUAGAAAUGUCAUAAGGCAAUGCAAUCAAUUAGAGCAAGAGUUCAAUGCGUAUUUAUUGCAAUAA
This is a messenger RNA of Mucor velutinosus, 1077 nucleotides long. RefSeq lists its product as uncharacterized. Bases 1 to 1077 code for a protein of 358 amino acids. Lineage: Eukaryota; Fungi; Mucoromycota; Mucoromycetes; Mucorales; Mucoraceae. Gene Ontology annotation, cellular component: cytoplasm. The transcript is spliced from 2 exons. The record is from RefSeq and is a predicted model, not a curated record.